AUGGAAGGCUCGGCGCCGGCGUCUUCAUCGGCUUCGGCUGAGGACGGUCCUGAGUCGUGGGAGGUUGCUGAUGUGGAGGCCAGCAUGCACCGCCUCAUGCUUUCUUCCAAGAAGGAUACUUUUACUAGCAGUAAUAAGCAGGACGAGAUGUCCGAGGUCUAUGGUUCGGGAUCCAAUCAGGGUUCGAGUUUUAAUUUGGGUUCGGGCAUGUCGGAAGAUUUGAUUAACACAGUGGAUCAGUUUCUGCGGGAAGCUAUACAGAAUCCUCGUGAGCGCUUAUCGGUGUUGCGAAUGGAGCAGGAUGUGGAGAAGUUCAUACGGGAUCCUACUAGGGAACAGAUGGAGUUCCAACAGCUGCCUACUUCUUACUUGCGCUUGGCUGCACAUCGUGUGGCACAACAUUACUCAUUGCAAUCCAUGGUUUUAUUGGAUAAUAACCUGCCUGACGGGUCGGGUUCCCGUAUAAUUGUUCGGAAGACGUCAAACAUCAGGAUUCCUUUGGUUCGUCUUGCCGACAUUCCCGUAAAUUUACCUACUGAAGAGAAUAAUGCUAUAAAGGUUGCAAUCAAGCAGAGGCCUCAUAAGGGAUUUCAUAGUAAUAGCAAUUUAAAUGCGAAUCCUGCAAAAUCAAACAGUUCCAAAAGUGUGGAGGAAAGGAAGGAGGAGUACAAUAAGGCUCGAGCAAGGAUUUUUAGCUCCACUAAUUCUAGUGGAAGUUCCAAUGGGAAAUCUGUGAGUGAUCCCAGGAUUCAGGAUAGUAUUCAGCAUGGUUCUGUACGAACGCCAAAGGCAGAAGAGAGAAUAUCUCCUAGUCCAGGCAGUGGAUCUAAUGUCACCAUAGGCAGAAGUUUGUCUGAUUCUUCUACAUCGAGCAGUAGGUUAAUUAGAAGUAGGAUAGAGAAGGAGCCUGUUGCAAGACCGAAAAUGAAUAAUAGAGUGGCUAUCUUUCGGGAUCGUGAAGUUGAUCGUAAAGAUCCUGACUAUGACAGAAGCUAUGACAGAUACAUGCAGAGGUUUGAUCCUGGCUUCGGGUUUAGUGGAUGCCCAUACCCUAUCCAGCCCAUGUAUGCUCCUGCUAUUAACUACAACACUGAAUUUCCACAGCUUGGAGCAAGUCAUAGGCUGCCUAUUUCCACUGAACAUCAAACUCGGCCUCUUCCCCAACAUCUGCCUGGCCCAUGGAUUGCUCCCUCGCCUCCUGCUGGUAUUGGGUAUGGUCCCACCGAAGGCAUGCUGUCUCCAUUUACUACUGGUCAUGUUGGUCCACACUCAAACUCUAGUCUCUACUUGCACUCUGCUCAGUAUCCUUGUCAAACAACUGGAUUACCGUAUAUACAGCGUCCUGAACCAAUUCACCAGCCUUUUCCACAGUCUCAUCAGCAGCAAGCCGAUUCAAGUUUUGGAGUAGCCCGGCCCCGAUGA
Messenger RNA from Striga hermonthica, 1422 nucleotides. The record is from the annotation of a GenBank genome assembly. Lineage: Eukaryota; Viridiplantae; Streptophyta; Magnoliopsida; Lamiales; Orobanchaceae.